Molecule: messenger RNA, 1382 nt
Organism: Amoebophrya sp. A25
Lineage: Eukaryota; Dinophyceae; Syndiniales; Amoebophryaceae
Source: the annotation of a GenBank genome assembly
CAACCUGGAAGUCUGAACUGGUUUGCUCUGAAUUUUUUUUCGACCGUGCAUGAAUCUUAAUCAAGGAUAGUGGAAUAGUGAUUUUGUGUUGAAUAAUAUUCCGGUGGAGUACGUAAGUGGAGCUAUUGUAGUCGUAGUCGGACGAAUCCAAUCAGGCAAUCAAAAAUGGCGUCCUCAUCCUCAAGUGGUGCCCUCGGGAAUGGAUUUGGAUUUGGAUUCGGCGGCGAAAAUAAUAAUCCCUUCAACCAUGGGGGGCAGAAGAGAACGCAUUCCGAGGAGGACAUCCUAGCUCUUCUCGAAGGUUUAGAGCCGGGAGCUAAGCGUCGACUUCAGCAGCGUUUGGGAGUGGUACAAAUAGAGACAUCAGUAAUAAACUAUUGUCUUGGGAAGAAUAAUGAUGCAUUUAUCUGGAAGCUACUUUGUAACAAUAGAAAAGAAAAUCUUAUUCUUUACUGAAAUUGUGUUAAACUCAAUUUUGUUCUACUCACUCCAGACGCAGGAAGCUGAAAAUGGAGGAGCUGUUGGUUCGUCGGAGGGAGGAAACGUGGAACUUCCUGCGAAUCCGUAUGUGCCACAAGGAAAUGAAUAUGUCGAGGAAGAACAAGGAGAAGAGGUGGAAGAGGAGCCUGUAGGAGAGGGAGAUCACCACGCUCCUACGGCGACGCAGGUGGAGGUCGAAGUAGAAUCGGAAGAAGCUGUGAGUGUGGCGCCAGCAUCUACGCCGGUAAUCUAUCUACUACAACAGCCGGCACAGGUUGCGCAGCCGAAGUCUGUUGCUCCAGCUACUGCUGUUCCAAUGGCGAAGACUACCAUGGCUGCGAAGACCGCGACUAUGUCUGGCAAGCAAGGUGAUGAAGCUCGAGACAAUUGUCCACUAUGGAAGGUAGUACUUAGUUUUUAAAGAAUAUUUGAAGGCUAGAGUAAACUAAUAAAUGGUCAGUAAUAAAGUGUCUACUAUAUUAUUCCGAAUCUUUGUUUUACAGGCUCUGGAUACCAUGUGGGAGAAGCGUACCAACCCGGGUGUGGAACAUUUCGAGCAAGCCCAAAGUUUUUUGUUAUGGUCUACAAAAUAAGUUUGAUCUUCAAAAAAAAUAUUUCAUGUUAGGCCCGGAAGUGGAACAUUUCGAGCAAGCCCAAAGUUUUUUGUUAUGGUCUACAAAAUAAGUUUGAUCUUCAAAAAAAAUAUUUCAUGUUAGGCCCGGAAGUGGAACAUUUCGAGCAAGCCCAAAGUUUUUUGUUAAGGAUGCAUCCAUUAAAUUUUCCAGACAUUUUUUUUUCUUCCUUGAGACGGCCAAGUGAGUGCUUGAGUCUCAUCUUCUAAUAGCGAGGGGCUUGCGCAAUUUUUCCCGCCUUUCCAACGCACCGUAUGGAGACAAUCAUGA